Molecule: messenger RNA, 1294 nt
Organism: Cutaneotrichosporon oleaginosum
Lineage: Eukaryota; Fungi; Basidiomycota; Tremellomycetes; Trichosporonales; Trichosporonaceae
Biological process (GO): fatty acid beta-oxidation; phenylacetate catabolic process
Cellular component (GO): peroxisome
Molecular function (GO): acetyl-CoA C-acyltransferase activity
Source: RefSeq, a predicted model, not a curated record
UACUUAACUACCUCGCCGCCGCCUGCAGCUCUGUAACUCUCCCCAUCAACCCUCUAAUCAUGUCCGGAAAAGCCUCUCUGCUCGCCAAGAACCCCGACGACGUCGUGAUCCUCGCGGCCAAGCGCACGCCAAUGUGCAAGGCGACCAAGGGUGCGCUCAAGGACGCGCGGUUCGAAGACAUGCUCGUGGGUGCGCUCAAGGGCGCGGUCGCGGCCGCGCGCAUCGACCCCAAGCUCGUCGAGGACAUCCAGAUCGGCACGGUGCGCACGCCCCGCGGCGGUGCAUCCAUCUCGCGCAUGGCCGCGCUUGCUGCCGGCUUCCCCAUCGAGACCUCCAUCUCCACUGUCAACCGCCAGUGCUCAAGCUCGCUGCAGGCCAUCUGGACGAUCACGAACGAGAUCCGCGCCGGCGACAUUGACAUCGGUAUUGCCGGCGGAUGCGAGAGCAUGACCCACCACUACGCCCGCACUCCCCUUGACCACCCGACGUCGGAGGAGGUCCGCAAGACCAAGCUCGCCGCCGACUGCCUCAUCCCCAUGGGCUUGACAAACGAGAACGUCGUUUCCGACUACGGCCUCACGCGCGAGGAGCAGGACGAGUUCGCUGCCCGCUCGUACCAGAAGGCUGAGGCUGCGCAGAAGAGCGGCCGCUUCGACGGCGAGAUCGUCCCCGUCACCGUCAACGGCAAGACCGUCACCCGUGACGACUGCCCCCGGUAUGGCGUCACCGCCGAGUCGCUCAAGAGCAUCAAGCCCGCCUUCAAGGCGGACGGGACGACGCACGCCGGCAACUCGUCGCAGCUGACGGAUGGCGCCGCUGCCGUGGUCCUCGCGCGCCGCAGCGUGGCGGAGAAGCUCGGCCUGCCCAUCAUCGGCAAGGUCGGCGCUGUUGUCACCGCCGGCGUGCCCCCGCGCGUGAUGGGCAUCGGACCCGCUGUCGCAAUCCCCAAGGUGCUCAAGAAGGUCGGUGUCGAGCUCUCCGACGUCGACAUCUUCGAGAUCAACGAGGCGUUCGCCGGCCAGGCGCUCUACUGCGCCAAGGACCUGGGGUUGGACCAGAAGAAGCUCAACCCCAACGGCGGCGCCAUCGCUCUUGGCCACCCUCUUGGCGCGACCGGCGCGCGCCAGGUUGCCACCGGCAUGAACGAGGCCAAGCGCACAGGCGCAAAGAUCCUCGUCACCUCCAUGUGCGCGGGCACGGGCUUUGGUGUCGCGGGCGUGUUUGUCAACGAGCAAGGGGACGCCAAGCUCUAGUCAUGGCAUUGUAGACUUCAUGUAUCCAGGUAUCAGCAGUG